UAGAGAAGGAAUAUCGCACUCUGUCUGGGAGUCUGGGUUAAUUAUCGUGAAAUCAAACUUGUCUCUCCGACUAUAAAUUGCCUGUGUAAUCUUUUGGCCUAUUGCAAUUGCAUUUCGAACAUGGCUCGAACGAUUAGGGGUCGUUGUGCUGUUGGCACAAAAUACAAAUUAUGGCUGAAGACGGCAACAAUUCUGAUGAUCUUGGGAUCCAACCAAAUGGUCUCCGCUGGUGGUUAUGGUGGCGGAGGUGGUUACAGUGGAGCCUCAGCUUCUGCCUCGGCAAUUGCUAGCAGCUAUUCAUCUGGUGGUGGAGGAGGUGGGUGUAGUGGUGGCUGUCCCGGUAGCGGCGGCAGUGGUGGUGGUGGUGGCGCCAAUCCCUUUUUGCCCGGAGGCGGUGUCAGCAUCCACAAGGAGAUUAACUUGAAUGGCCUCAAACAGGGUAUAUCUGGAGUUAUUGGUGGUAUUUUGGAUGGCGUUGGCAAGCUACAUGGAUCAGCUGGAGGAUUACAUGGUGGCAUUGGAAAAGGUGGAGGCUUUGGCGGAGGUUUUGGUGGAGGAGCCGGUGGUGGUGGUGGCGGCGGUGCUUCGGGUCCUGGCUGCUCCUCAGGUAAUUGUGGUGGCAAAUCGAAUCCAUUUUUGCCAGGUGCUGCCGGUACUUAUGCUGGAGGCUCUGUUGGUGCUGGUAUUUUAAAUGGUGGUCCCGGUAAGCCCAUCAAAAAACCUGACUUAUCGUAUGUUCCUCCUGGGUCAGGAAAUCAACCUGGCGGCUGGCAACCCGGCUCUGAUCCCAAUUUAAAUUCAGUUGGCAGCCCUUCGGAUUGGCAUCCUGGUGUAAACCCCAAUCCCACAUGUUCUGGAGGUAAUUGUGGUGGUCCCGGCAGACCAAAUGGUAAGGGACCGGUACAAUUCCCCAAUUCGGGUGGACAACAACCAGGGCCUAGUGGACCUGGUGGUUAUGGCGGUGGUGCUGGUGGUGGUGCCGGAGGAGGAGCAGGUGGAGGUGGUGGAGCUGGCGGUGGUGCCGGAGGAGCUGGUGGUUUAGGCGGCUAUGGUGGAGGUCCCGGCAGUCCCGGCAGUCCCGGAGCACCUGGUGGACACGGUGGUCCAGGUGGUUAUGGCGGAAGUCCAGGAGGACCUGGUGGACAUGGUGGUCCAGGAGGUUAUGGCGGAAGCCCAGGAGGACCUGGUGGUCCCGGAGGAUAUGGCGGAGGUGGUGGUGCUGGUGGUGGCGGCGGAGCUGGUGGUGGUGGAGGUGCAGGUGGUGGUCCAGGCCGUCCUGGUGGUCAAGGAGGACACGGUGGAUUUGGCGGUGGCCCAGGAAGUCCAGGUGGACCUGGUGGUUAUGGCGGUGGAGCCGGGGGCGGUGGAGCCGGGGGCGGUGCUGGUGGUGGAGGAGGUGCUGGCGGUGGUGCCGGAGGUGCUGGUGGUUUAGGCGGCUAUGGCGGUGCACCGGGUAGUCCCGGUAGACCAGGUGGUCCCGGGGGAUAUGGCGGAGGUGGAGGUGCUGGUGGUGGCGGCGGAGCUGGAGGCAGUGGAGGUGCUGGUGGUGGUCCAGGCCGUCCUGGUGGUCAAGGAGGACAUGGUGAAUUUGGCGGCGGCCCAGGAAGUUCAGGUGGACCUGGUGGUUAUGGUGGUGGUUAUGGUGGUGGAGCUGGUGGAGGAACCGGUGGAGGAGCUGGUGGAGGAGCUGGUGGAGGUGGUGGUGCCGGAGGUGGUGCAGGCGGUGCUGGUGGAUUGGGAGGUCAUGGAGGAUUUGGCGGUGGUCCCGGUAGCCCUGGGGGAUCUGGAGGCCCAGGAAGUCCUGGAGGACAUGGUGGUCCAGGUGGUUAUGGCGGAGGUCCUGGCAGUCCCGGAGGACCUGGUGGUCCAGGCGGUUAUGGUGGAGGUCCAGGCAGUCCUGGAGGACCGGGUGGUCCAGGUGGUUACGGCGGUGGUGGCGAAGCCGGUGGUGGUGCUGGUGGCGGUGCUGGUGGCGGUGCUGGCGGACAUGGAGGUUAUGGCGGUCGCCCAGGUGGCCCAGGAGGAUAUGGUGGUGGAGCUGGUGGCGGUGCUGGUGCAGGAGGUGGUGCUGGUGCAGGUGGUGGUGCUGGUGCUGGUAGUGGUCGUCCUGGAGGUCCUGGAGGACAUGGCGGCUUUGGCGGUAGCCCAGGAAGUCCUGGUGGUCCAGGCGGCUAUGGCGGUGGAGCUGGAGCUGGAGGCGGUGCUGGGGAAGGAGGUGGAGGCGGUCAUGGCGGUAGCCCCGCCGGAUCUAAAGGUUAUGGCGGUAGCCCUGCAGGGCCUGGUGGUUAUGGUGGAGGUGCUAGCGGUGGUGCCGGUUCAGGAGGACCCGGUGGUUACGGCAGUGGCCCAGGAAAUUCAGGCGGCUACGGCGGUAGCCCAGGAGGAGCCGGAAAGCCCUGUACAUCCGGCUUGUGUGGUUUCGAUGGCAAAGGAUUGGGUGGCCUAAUCCCUAACUUUAGUGGCGCUGGAGCUUUCAGUGGUGCUAGCGCUUCAAGUUUUGCCUCAGCUGGUAGUGGUUCUUUUGGUUUUGGUUUCCCGGGUGGUGCAGGUGGCGGCGAUGGAGGCAGUAGUGCCCCAGGCGGAAGUUGUGCCAAAUGUGCAGGUGGCGGCAAAGGUCAUUCUGGAGCUUAUGCAAGUGCCUCGGCUUCAUCUUCGGCAUAUGCCAGAAGCUAUUAGGAACAAAGUCUAAAACAUUUCUCAACAAAAAAUAGAAACAACAACAAUACUCCCAAGUAUAUACAUAGGUAAUAUAUAUUUGUUUGUAUGUAUGUAGUUAGAAUAUAAUUAAGUUUGUUAUUUUAUUUUGUAUAUACGUGUGUAUAUUUUUGUGUAUGUGCAUGUAUGGAAGAGAGAUCUAUAGAAGUUAUUGCUUAGAUUAAGUCAAUUAAAUGUCAUUAACAAUAAAGAAGAUGAAAUUGAAAA
This is a messenger RNA of Musca domestica (house fly), 2922 nucleotides long. RefSeq lists its product as uncharacterized. Bases 121 to 2676 code for a protein of 851 amino acids. Lineage: Eukaryota; Metazoa; Arthropoda; Insecta; Diptera; Muscidae. The transcript has 3 exons. The record is from RefSeq and is a predicted model, not a curated record.